Molecule: messenger RNA, 1519 nt
Organism: Ananas comosus (pineapple)
Lineage: Eukaryota; Viridiplantae; Streptophyta; Magnoliopsida; Poales; Bromeliaceae
Product: vesicle-associated protein 4-1-like
Exons: 7
Coding region: 370-1224 (284 amino acids)
Biological process (GO): endoplasmic reticulum membrane organization
Cellular component (GO): endoplasmic reticulum membrane; plasma membrane
Source: RefSeq, a predicted model, not a curated record
ACAAAGAUGAGGGGAGUGCGGAAUGGUCAUUGAAAGCGUAUACUUACCUGGGUGUGAUCGCGUCCGCUGUAAUUGAUUCGAUAUUAUCUCAGAGGGCGGAAAGUAGUGGAGUGGUGCCUGAAAGUACCAGGAGAGAGAGAGAGAGAGAGAGAGAGAGAGAGAGAAGAGAGGGCAACGAAGAAGCUGCAAAAAGGCCAUUACGCGGACUUGAAUCCGGCGCUCUGAAAUCCAGUUUAAUCCGAUCCUUCGAGAUCCGCUUCUUUCAUUCACCCACCCACCUCCGCAGAGGGCGCCCAAAAAGUGGUGGUGGUGGUGGUACUUAGCACUCGAUCGCCGUUGUACGGAGCGAGGGCGGAAUCGCUUUUGUGGAUGGCCGUUGAGGAGGAGGGGAAGGGGUGGGGGCUGUGUCGGAUUCCCUUCUGGGGCGGAGGCGGAGGCGGGGGCGGAGGCGGAGGCGGAGGAGCAGGGGGGAGGAGGGGAGGAGGGGGCUCCUCGUCGUCGUCGAACGCGUCGUCGGCGAGCUUGACGCACCACCGCCGGGGGCCGGUGGAGGGCGGCGGUGGCGUCGUCGUCGCCGACGCGGAGGCGCGCCGACCCGGCGGGGGGAGCUCCGUUGUGUCGGUGGCGCGGUCGCUGAUCCCCGCGAGGCGUCGCCUACGGCUCGAUCCCCCCGCCAAACUCUACUUCCCAUAUGAACCUGGCAAACAGGUCAGAAGUGCUGUGAGGAUAAAGAAUACUAGCAAGUCCUAUGUUGCAUUCAAGUUCCAAACAACUGCACCAAAGAGCUGUUUUAUGCGUCCUCCUGGUGGUGUACUCUCUCCUGGCGAGAGUAUUGUUGCAACUGUUUUCAAAUUUGUGGAGCAUCCGGAGAACAAUGAGAAGCCAAUGGAUCAGAAGUGUAAGGUUAAGUUUAAGAUUAUUAGCCUGAAAGUGAAAGGACCUAUGGAGUAUGUACCAGAGUUGUUUGAUGAGCAGAAAGAUCAAGUUGCUGUUGAGCAAAUUCUGCGAGUUGUAUUCUUGGAUGUGGAUCGUCCAAGUCCUCAAAUGGAUAAACUAAAGCGCCAACUUGCUGAGGCGGACGCAGCCCUAGAGGCACGCAAGAAACCUCCAGAAGACACUGGUUCUCGAAUUGUUGGUGAAGGUCUUGUAAUUGAUGAAUGGAAAGAACGAAGGGAAAGAUAUCUUGCCAGGCAGCAGGUUGAAGGGGUUGUUGAUUCAGUGUAGAGUGCAGUCUGCUUUUGUUGUAAACUUUGUAUCCUCUGUGUGCGGAGUAAGAUGAGUUAGUCAUGCAAAAUGGUGGAAAAGGAAAAGAAGAAAACGAAAUAUUUGCCGCCCUUCCAUCUUUAUUUCAGGCUGGUUAGGUUGUUUCUUUUAAGGUUCGGUUUGGCAACAAUAAUGGGAAUAUUCUACUGUCAUGAGCUGUUGAGAUUUGUUUCACUUGAUUUACACGAAUGUUCAUGUAGAUAAUGGAUUUUUGCAUAUUUCCAAUAAACAUAGAAAUGUUGUUAAAUUUCUGGAA